AUGGCAAAGUCAGGAAUUCGUUUGCAUGAAGUGGAAGAAAUGAGUGAUGAAAGGGCUUUAAUGCAUAGUCGCAGCAAAUAUGUUCGAUUUGAAGAAGCCUAUCAAAAAGAAAUACAGUUAUAUGAAGAUGAUAAUGAAAAAAUCACUCAGAAAAGUUAUAAUUCAAAGCAUACCCUGGAUAGUGAUGAAGAGGAAGAAAUAAAAUAUGACAAAUUAGAUAUGAACAAGGCUUGUUUUUGUCUUUUUAUUUUUUGUUUCGGAUAUGUUGAAGGACAAGAAGAACCAGGUCGAGAGUAUGAAGGUGAUACCAAAAUUACAGCUUUCAAUAUGCAUGAAGACAUGGAAGAUGGGCACUUUGAUACUUAUGGAAAUUUUAUUUUUGAUAAAAAACAAGAUGAGAUAAAAGAUGCUUGGUUGGAUAAUAUUGACUGGACGAACGUAAAAGCGAAUGCUGGUGAUCAAUGGCAGCAGAAAAAUGAGGAAGACAACUCAACUACAAAAAAUAUCGACCAUAUGGAACUUAAACACAUAUACAAACGUAUUGCAAGUCUGCUAAAAAAAAAUGAAACGAUUGAACGGGCUCUAUCAAGAUUUGGAAAGCAGAAAGGCUAUUCUGCUGUGAGCUUAUCAACUUUUUUCUCAUCAUUCGCUUUAGGUUUAAGUGCUGCAGAAGAAAGGAAGAAAAGGUGGGCCGCCAAAAAAGCAGGCACUACAUACGUUGAUGAAGGUGACAUUGCACUAAAAGAACUGACGGGUUUAACAGAUUCUUUAGUGUCAAAUGGUGAAUUUGAAGCUUAUCAAUAUACACUUGAAAGACUCGAAUAUAUGAUUCGAGAAUUAGAACAUAAGGCUGUUGAUGUGUUGGAUAUCUUUUCAAAUGAACCAGUGUCUUCCUCAUUUAAAGCUGCAACAAGAAAUAAGGAAGACAAUAUAAUACCAGAAAAUGUAGUAAUGUGGGAAUACAAAUUGUCAGAUGAUCAAAAUGCGGAAAUUUUUGGUCCAGUUUCUAGUAAAGAAAUGAUCAAGUUACAAAACGAAGGUAAGUUUGAUAAUGGCGGUUGGGCUCGGAAAAAAGACACGCAAGCAUUCUACACUCUCGCAAGGCUGGAUUUCGAAAUCUACAUUUAA
Messenger RNA from Thelazia callipaeda (thelaziosis nematode), 1128 nucleotides. The record is from the annotation of a GenBank genome assembly. Lineage: Eukaryota; Metazoa; Nematoda; Chromadorea; Rhabditida; Thelaziidae.